Messenger RNA from Pocillopora meandrina, 2580 nucleotides. Lineage: Eukaryota; Metazoa; Cnidaria; Anthozoa; Scleractinia; Pocilloporidae. The record is from the annotation of a GenBank genome assembly.
AUGGUUGGUCGAUGUGGUUUAUGUUACUAAACCCUGCAUCAGUUUUCAAGUUUUUAGAAACUAGAUGUAUCUUCAGCUAUUAAUUACUGAACUGAUUUGUUCCAAACAUGGUAGUCAAUAAUCUUUUGUUAUUACUAAUGAUAAAUUAUAUUUUUAUGAUUGCCCUUGCUCGUACAUAGUAAAGCGAAGUACUAAUGUCAGUAAAUGUACACACACUAGAUAGUUGUUAUUUAGCUUUCUGUUCUAAACAAAUGACUACUAGAUUGGGUUUAAUUUCCAGGCAAUAGCGAGUCAAGGUGAACAUUACUGUAUAAUGAAUUGUUUUUGUUUUUGCACAGGUUGUUGGUUUGGGUAAUCUUUCCCUUCCUGACACCCGCCACAGUGUUGGAAUGCUUGUAGUUGACUCUCUUGCCAAGUAUUUGGGAACUUCUUGGCAUUUCAGUAGGCAAUCUUUGGGUUACGUAGCAGUGACAAAAGUUGGUCACCUAGAAAUUAUACUACUGAAACCUUCUGUUGCAAUGAACUUGAAUGGAAGGAGCAUUUCAAAAGCAGGUACCCUGGCUGUUAGAUUAUUCUCUAACUUAUGACAUGACUUUUGUGGUACUUAUUUAAUAUUGGUGUUGGGAUAAAACUUGAUAUCAUCUCUAAGUUUACGCCUUACACCUAAGCUUCACUAUGCAUAUUCUCUACACUGUUCUCUAUAGAUUUCCAAAGGUACUGAUUAGGAGAAUUUGUUUAACAACCAAAGGCUUCUUUAGUUGAUGAUCAUUUUCAUUUAUUCUGGUUACUUUUGUGUGUGAUUCAGGGGUGAUAUUGUUGGAAAAAACUUGGUGCAAGUCACUCUUUGGGCCAAGGGGUUUAACCUCUUCUAUGAGAUUGGUGAGAAGAGGAGAUGCCAAGAUGAGUUUUUGAAAAAUUGUCAAGAGUUUGGCCCACACACAGGUCUGGCUGAUGGAAUGAGAUAGAAUGCAUAACUUUACGUUCUCAUUUUCGCAGUAGUCCUUGUAAAGAGUUGCAGGAUGUGGAGAGUUAGCUGAAGUUAUGAACCUGAUGAAUUUACUUGAAUAGUGAUACCACAAACUUGAUAACAUUUUUACAUGCCAUGGCAUGUAAUUCAUGUUACUGUUCCUUUCUUAUUCAGUCACAAUGUAUAAAGUGAACCCAUCUGAUGUUAUUCUUGUUCAUGAUGACCUUGACAGACUUGUAGGGAAGUACAGUUUAAAACAUGGAGGAAGUGCUGGGUGAGCUAUGUUAUACCAAGCACUACAUGUACUUCCGUACAACACUGAUGCACCUGCUUUUAUAGAGUAUAAGGCUGCCUAUCGAACUGGCCUGCUUAGUUAGCUACUAUAGCUUUAUGUAAUAUCAUGGGUUCCUAUAGCAUGAAGCUGGCAGUAAAAAUUGUUAAUCCUUAGUAAACUCUGAGUAGUAUUUUGACAAUUUGCCUCUACUUAAAUAUGUAAAUUUAGUUGUUAAAUGUUUUUGUGUUUUAAAUUUUUUCAAAUCAGUGCUAUUUUUAUUUCCCCUAGUUCAGACUGACUGAUAAUGAAAAUGAGACGAUGUUAAGCAAAAAUAAGCUGGUUUUAGCAAGAGAUUUAGACUAAGGAAUGGCAAUUUAACCCCAAUAUGACCAUGAGAGGCACAAUGAGAGAGCCUAUGUCUUAAAACACCAUGCCAUCAGGACCAUAUAAAGACUGUGGGAGGGCUAGCUAUAACUCCACUGCUUCUCCCACAACAUGUGGUAUGCGAAAUAAGAAAUUAUAGCUCAUGCACUAAAUGUCAUUUGUGACAAAUGCUAAACAAAGAUCAAACUCUGUUCGUCUGGAUGCAGAGUUUCGAUUCAUGUAUACAACAUUUUUUGCAGGGGUCAUAAUGGAGUAAGAUCAGCAAUUGCAUCUCUGCACUCUGAUGUGAGUUCCUGUGUUUUUCUUUUAUUCUUUAUUGUGAUUGUGGACAUUGGAAGAAGGGAAGAGGAUGAAAGCUCAGCUAUCAAAAAAAAAUUUUUCUCUCAUCAUCAUCAGACAUUAGAGAUCAGAGAUUUCCCUGGAUACUACAUAAAUUUCUCCACUUACAUUUCAGUGGCCCAGCCUAUUUUUUUUUAUUCAAAUAUACAGACAUUCAGUCCUGCUUUUGCAUUUCUUAACGAAAACCCAGCAUUACACCCUUGGCAUGGCUGACUUUUAAGCAGCGGUUCACUGAAAUCUUGUUACAAGACUGAGAUGAUGCAUGUCAUGUCUUGUUUGAUGUGCAUUUGUUUAUUUAUUUUUUAGAGCUUAAGGAGAGUUCGUGUAGGGAUAGGGAGACCAAGCAAGAGAGAUAACGUGACAGAAUAUGUCUUGAGCAAUUUUGAUCCAUCAGAGAUGCUUGUCAUGGAGAGAACAAUAGAACAAUGCUGUAAUAUACUCAUGAAGGAGCUUAAGUUAUUAAGAUCUUAGGAGAAUGUCCACUUUAGUGAAGUGCCAAGGGAAUAGUUUUUACAACAUAAUUCUGCAGUAUUUAUUUAGUUGCCUGUCUCCUAAAAUUCAAUCAUUAUAAAUAGCAUCUUUGACAAAGUUUAUUUCAGCAUUAAAAUUUCAACAU